Mesorhabditis spiculigera is the source of this 384-nucleotide messenger RNA. Lineage: Eukaryota; Metazoa; Nematoda; Chromadorea; Rhabditida; Rhabditidae. The record is from the annotation of a GenBank genome assembly.
AUGACGACUCUUGAGGAUGGAACUUCUACACCCGCCAAGAAAAGGGGCGCAUUUAAGAUAAAGAAGUCUGUGCGAAUCGAAGUGCCGGUUGCUCCCGUCACGAAGGCCGCCAAGCACGAGAAUGACAGCCGCUCGAUGUGCCCAGAAUCUGGGAAAUCAGUCGACUACAAUUCUGCCUUCCAAUACAAUCUCGCUUGUCAAUUUUACACCGAGGACUAUCGCCGUGCGGCCGAGGCUCAUCGUCAAGUACGCAAAUACGUCAAGUCAUGGGUGAAGCCCGGGAUGAAAAUGAUCGACAUUUGCUCGCAACUCGAAGCCACUUCGCGGCGGCUAAUCGGCGAAAUGGGACUUGAAGCUGGACUGGCCUUUCCACCGGCUGCUCGC